UGUAAUUUGGAUCAUAGUUGUUUUGCUUCAAAAGUUUAGCUUGCUCGCGCUGUGUAGAUCUAUUUAUGCGUCUGGGAAUAAUUGCAAAACAGUUUAAACAUUAGCAAUUGCCUUAAUCUCUGCUGCUGUGUUUGGUUGAACGAUUUGGAGGAGAUUGUCAACGUGUUCAGAGAAGCCGGACGAUGGGCCAAUAUUAGGCUAAAAUUGAAUAAAAAGGAAAGCUCUAGCAUAAAGUGCAUUUUAGCACUGACAUCAACUCAAAGGCAUCGUAAGCAACCAUGCCAUGGGAAGGUACUCCAAAGCUCCCAGUUGGCGUGGAACAGUUGGAAAAUCAAGUUGCCGGUCAUACAGCUGCUCAAGGAUGUGUUGGUCUUCUGAAAACUAGUAAUAAUGAUGGAACGAUCCUGAAGCCAACCGGGAAGGUGCUUUGUGGCAUAAGAGAGAUUGCUUUCUAUGAACGAUUGGAAGAUGUGCAGAAAAACGCGGACAUCCAGACUGACGCCGAUGCCGUUGAUGCUACAAGAGCCUCGUUCGAACUACUUAAUCGCAUUGUGCCGCGCUACUACGGUCACCCGAAGCUCACGAUUGAGGGGAAGGUGAUGGAAUUUAUCCAGUUAGAAGACUUAACCGAUGGUUUUGAGCAGCCGUGCAUUAUGGAUGUGAAAAUUGGUCGUCGCACUUGGGAUCCGCUAGCGACACCCGAGAAGCGAAAAGCAGAGGAAAGCAAAUAUAAAGCCUGUAGGCAACGGUUUGGACUCUGUAUACCAGGAUUUCAGGUUUUUUCACACCGCUGUGGAGGUCAGUUAAUUCGGCAUGGGAAGGAUUAUGGCAAGAAGCUCACGGAGGUUAACAUUCGUGAUGCAUUCCUUUUGUUUUUGAAUGCGUCGGAAGAUGGAAAACUACAGCGCAAUCUAAUAGAAACUUUUCUACAAGAACUCAUUCUAAUCGAAAGCUGGGCUCGAAAACAAACUUCUUUUCGGCUGUACUCCAGUUCGGUGCUGCUGUUAUACGAUGCUUCUCGACUUGAAAGCAAUAUUCUGGAGCACCGGAAUAUCAAAGGUUUGAAUAGAAAUCACAAGGAAAGGGCGCUGGACAUGCGGUCAAAUUGGGUGAAAGCAAGAAUAAUUGAUUUCGCGCAUGCAUUUCCGGCAGAGGAGGGCACUGACAGCGUAGACGAUAACUACUUACAGGGAAUAGCGAGUCUUGUAGGCUUCUUUCGCCAAUUUCUCGCCAGCGAUAUCAAUUAAAAUUGCUGCAGAAAAGAUCACUUUAGGUAGAGCAUAAAAAGUAUAAAUCAUGUAUUAUGCAUUGGCCAUAACUGAGCAUUUGUAAAACAAUUUAUCUUUUUUGGAAAGCCUUAUGCAAGGGUAAUAAGUGUCUAGUUUUUGUUGAUAAAUGAAAAAUAUACGUAAAAGCUUUGGACCAAAUA
Molecule: messenger RNA, 1429 nt
Organism: Anopheles coustani
Lineage: Eukaryota; Metazoa; Arthropoda; Insecta; Diptera; Culicidae
Product: hydroxyacyl-coenzyme A dehydrogenase, mitochondrial-like
Exons: 3
Coding region: 279-1247 (322 amino acids)
Biological process (GO): fatty acid beta-oxidation; inositol phosphate biosynthetic process
Cellular component (GO): mitochondrion; nucleus; cytoplasm
Molecular function (GO): inositol-1,4,5-trisphosphate 3-kinase activity; (3S)-3-hydroxyacyl-CoA dehydrogenase (NAD+) activity; NAD+ binding
Source: RefSeq, a predicted model, not a curated record